Molecule: messenger RNA, 2562 nt
Organism: Carica papaya (papaya)
Lineage: Eukaryota; Viridiplantae; Streptophyta; Magnoliopsida; Brassicales; Caricaceae
Gene: SEU
Product: SEUSS transcriptional co-regulator
Source: RefSeq, a predicted model, not a curated record
UUGUACUUUGAGAUUGAUUUUGGGAUCGUGAUUCUGGGAAAAAAAAUGGUACCAUCGGGGCCGCCCACACCAAUUGGUGGUGCCCAGUCUGUUUCACCUUCUCUUCUGCGAUCAAAUUCAGGAAUGUUAGGAGGCCAAGGGGGUCCUCUGCCUUCUCAAUCAGCAUUCCCUUCACUUGUGUCACCUCGUACUCAGUUCAGUAACAUGAAUAUGCUUGGUAAUGUACCCAACGUUUCAGCCCUCCUUAAUCAGUCUUUUGGAAAUGGGGGUCCUAAUCCGGCUCUUCCCGGCCCUGGAAGUUGUCACCGUGGAGGUAUCGAUACCGGGGCUGAGUCAGAUCCUCUUUCUGGUGUUGGCAAUGGAAUGGCUUUUAACACACCGUCUUCAUUUGUACCGUCGAACAUGGUGAACCCUGGUUCAUCUGCACAAAUUCAGGGUCAACAAUUUUCAAAUCCUUCUGGUAGCCAGCUAUUGCCAGAACAACAGUCCCAACAGCUUGAGACUCAGAAUUUCCAGCACAGCCAGCAAUCAAUGCAACAGUUCUCUGCUUCUCAUAGUGCCCAGCAAGUUCAGCAGCAACAACAGUUCCAAUCACUCCGUGGAGGGCUAGCUGGUGUUGGGCCUGUCAAGUUGGAGCCUCAGGUAGUUAAUGAUCAAAAUGGGCAACAGCAGCCUCAACAACAGUUACCGUCAUUGAGAAAUCUUGGUCCUGUAAAAUUGGAACCACAGCGAAUCCAGAGUAUGAGGGGCUUGCCGCCGGUGAAAAUGGAACCCCAGCACACGGAGCAAUCAUUAUUUCUUCAUCAACAGCAACAACAGCAGCAGCAGCAGCAGCAGCAGCAACAGCAAUAUCUCAAUAUGUCACGACAACCUUCCCAGGCAGCUGCUCAAAUUAAUCUUUUGCAACAACAAAGACUCAUACAGCUCCAACAACACCACCAGCAGCAGCAACUUUUGAAAGCAAUGCCUCAGCAACGUCCCCAGUUACCACAGCAAUUUCAGCAGCAGAAUUUGCCCUUGAGACCACCUCUGAAGCAAGUAUAUGAACCUGGGAUGUGUGCCCGGCGUCUAACACAUUAUAUGUCUCAUCAGCAACAGAGACCUGAAGACAACAACAUUGAAUUCUGGAGAAAAUUUGUUGCUGACUUCUUUGCUCCCAAUGCCAAAAAGAAGUGGUGUGUGUCUAUGUACGGCAAUGGACGUCAAACAACUGGGGUGUUUCCUCAGGAUGUAUGGCAUUGCGAGAUAUGCAAUAGAAAGCCAGGUCGUGGUUUUGAAGCAACUGUGGAGGUUCUACCAAGGCUUUUUAAAAUCAAGUAUGAAAGUGGUACUCUAGAGGAACUUCUCUAUGUUGAUAUGCCCCGGGAAUACCAGAACUCAUCUGGUCAAAUUGUUUUGGACUAUGCAAAAGCAAUACAGGAAAGUGUUUUUGAGCAACUUCGGGUUGUUCGUGAAGGCCAACUUCGGAUUGUUUUCUCUUCAGAUCUCAAGAUAUGCUCUUGGGAAUUUUGUGCUCGGCGUCACGAAGAGCUCAUUCCUCGAAGACUGUUGAUUCCUCAGGUUAGCCAGCUUGGUACUGCAGCUCAAAAGUAUCAGGCAGCUACUCAAAAUGCAUCAUCUAAUUUGUCUGUUCCCGACCUACAAAAUAAUUGUAAUAUGUUUCUUGCAUCAGCAAGGCAAUUGGCGAAAGCUCUGGAAGUACCAUUAGUAAAUGAUUUGGGAUAUACAAAAAGAUAUAUACGGUGCCUUCAGAUAUCAGAGGUGGUUAACAGUAUGAAGGACUUGAUUGAUUACAGCCGAGAAACAGGAACUGGACCUAUCGAGAGUUUGUCCAAGUUCCCUAGGAGGCCAAGUGUUUCAUCUGGAUUACAGGGACAAGCUCAACAACCUGAUGAACAACAACAACAACAGCAGCAGCAAACUAUGACCCAGAACUCCAACAAUGAACAAAGUUCUGUCCAGGCCACCGCCAUGCAGCUUCCUGCUAGCAAUGGUGUGGGUAGUGUAAAUAAUUCGCUCAAUGCAGCAUCCACUUCAACCUCUGGCAGCACUAUUGCUGGACUUCUCCACCAGAAUUCCAUGAACUCCAGGCAGCAAAAUUCUAUCAACAACGCAAGCAGUCCGUAUGGAGGAAAUUCUGUUCAGAUGCCAUCUCCUGGUUCCUCAAGUACCAUUCCGCAGGCACAAUCCAAUCCGUCAUUUCAGACACCAACUCCUCCGUCAUCUAAUAACCCCUCUCAGACAUCACACAGUGGCUUAGCAGCUGCCAAUCACAUAGGUUCUACAAACUCUCCAGCAAACAUGUCUAUGCAACAAACAGCUCCUGAUGCUGAUCCAAGUGAGCCACAGAGCUCCGUCCAUAAAAUCUUACAAGAGAUGAUGAUGUCAAACCAACUGAAUGACACUGGAGGCAUGGUUGGCGUUGGUUCGUUUAGUAGUGAUAUGAAAAAUGUUAAUGGGGUGUUGCCUACAAAUGGUCCAGUCCUGAAUGGUGGCAAUACCUUAGUGGGGAACGGGGCAGUGGGAAGUAAUAAUCCAGGGGUUGCUGGGUUUGGCACAAUG